AGGAUGUUUCAGAACCAGAGGAAUCGGACUCACCUUCCCAGCUGCCCAGUACUAAAUUAACCAGCCCGCGCCCCUACCCCUUGCUCGGAACCGGCCCUCUUGGGCGCAUUCUGCUUGGGUGUGUGCAGGGAAAACGCUUCUGUGAGCAGGCGUCACCACAGUCUGACUUCCCUCAGUGCGCGUGUCCUCCUGGAGACCCCUCGGAUCAAGCCUUUCCUUCCGCCGGCGGAGCCCGGUGAGCGGGUGGGGGACUCGAGUGGGGCAGGCAGGCCGGCCAAACAAGCCUCGGGAGACCGGCUGGCUGGCCAGCAGCAGAGCUCUGGGCCGGUCGUUUCCAGCGCGCACUAUCACAGGCGCUUAGUAGAUGUCGCUGUUGUCCGUGCUUACGCCGCCGGCCGGCCGGGCUCUGGAACACGUGACCUACAAGGAGGCUGCGGCUCAAGGCCAUUUUCAAAUCUCAUUGGCUUGGUUGUCAUGUGGUCGGCAGAGGCAUCCACAAUUACACCGGGAAUGUUUUCCUAGAGAUGUCAGCCUACAAAGGACACAAUCUCUCUUCUUCAAAUUCCUCCCCAAAAUGUCCUUUCCCAACAGCUCUCCUGCUGCUAAUACUUUUUUAGUAGAUUCCUUGAUCAGUGCCUGCAGGAGUGACAGUUUUUAUUCGAGCAGCGCCAGCAUGUACAUGCCACCACCUAGCGCAGACAUGGGGACCUAUGGAAUGCAAACCUGUGGACUGCUCCCGUCUCUGGCCAAAAGAGAAGUGAACCACCAAAAUAUGGGUAUGAAUGUGCAUCCUUAUAUACCUCAAGUAGACAGUUGGACAGACCCGAACAGAUCUUGUCGAAUAGAGCAACCUGUUACACAGCAAGUCCCCACUUGCUCAUUCACCGCCAACAUUAAAGAAGAAUCCAAUUGCUGCAUGUAUUCUGAUAAACGCAACAAACUCAUUUCUGCCGAGGUCCCUUCGUACCAGAGGCUGGUUCCCGAGUCCUGUCCCGUUGAGAACCCCGAGGUUCCUGUCCCCGGAUAUUUUAGACUGAGUCAGACCUACGCCACCGGGAAAACCCAAGAGUACAAUAACAGCCCCGAAGGCAGCUCCACUGUCAUGCUCCAGCUCAACCCUCGUGGCGCGGCCAAGCCGCAGCUCUCGGCUGCCCAGCUGCAGAUGGAAAAGAAGAUGAACGAAACCGCGAGCGGCCAGGAGCCCACCAAAGUCUCCCAAGUGGAAAGCCCUGAGGCCAAAGGCGGCCUUCCAGAAGAGAGGAGCUGCCUGGCUGAGGUCUCCGUGUCCAGUCCUGAAGUGCAGGAGAAGGAAAGCAAAGAGGAAAUCAAGUCUGAUACUCCAACCAGCAAUUGGCUCACUGCAAAGAGUGGCAGGAAGAAGAGGUGCCCUUACACUAAGCACCAAACGCUGGAAUUAGAAAAAGAGUUCUUGUUCAAUAUGUACCUCACCCGCGAGCGCCGCCUAGAGAUCAGUAAGAGCGUUAACCUCACCGACAGGCAGGUCAAGAUUUGGUUUCAAAACCGCCGAAUGAAACUCAAGAAGAUGAGCCGAGAGAAUCGAAUCCGAGAACUGACCGCCAACCUCACCUUUUCUUAGGUCUGAGGCCCAUGUGAGGCCAGGAUCCGAGAGGGGGCACCGUGUUCCAGGCCCGAGUGCUGGAGGACUAGGAAGGUGGAAACAAAACCUUCAUUGCUCUUUGUUU
Messenger RNA from Phodopus roborovskii (desert hamster), 1703 nucleotides. It is a transcript of the gene Hoxd10, whose product is annotated as homeobox D10. Bases 365 to 1597 code for a protein of 410 amino acids. The record is from RefSeq and is a predicted model, not a curated record. Gene Ontology annotation, biological process: regulation of transcription by RNA polymerase II. Lineage: Eukaryota; Metazoa; Chordata; Mammalia; Rodentia; Cricetidae. Gene Ontology annotation, cellular component: nucleus. The transcript has 2 exons. Gene Ontology annotation, molecular function: DNA-binding transcription factor activity, RNA polymerase II-specific; RNA polymerase II cis-regulatory region sequence-specific DNA binding.